CAUUGCAACCUGAAUCCAGCCAACGUUCUUUUGGAUGAAGAUAUGGUGGCUCAUGUUGGUGAUUUUGGAAUCUCUAAAAUUUUAGCCAUAAGCAAGUCCAUUGCUUAUACCGAGACAUUGGGCACUAUUGGAUACAUUGCACCAGAAUAUGGCUCGGAGGGAAUAGUGUCUGCUAGUGGUGAUGUUUAUAGCUACGGCAUCAUGUUGAUGGAAGUUUUGACCAAAAGAAGGCCAACAGAUGAAGAUAUAUGCAAUGAAAAUCUUGACUUGAGGAAAUGGAUCACACAAUCAUUUUCAGGGACUAUGAUGGACGUUGUGGAUGCUAAUCUUUUUUCUGAGGAAGAAGAAAUCACUAGUAAAAGUGAAAUCUACGUUGCCUCCAUGAUAGAAUUGGCUUUAUACUGCACAAAGGAAACACUAGAAUCAAGAGUGACCAUGAAUGAAGUAGUGAAGAGGCUUAACAAAAUCAAGAAUGCAUUUCUUGAAACAUAGAAGUGAUCAAUAUCUAUUCCGAUGGUGUUAUUUCUGAGCUGCAAGUUAAUUACCUGAUUUCCUUAGUAAAGUUGUCGUAUAGUACUACUUGGAGUCAUGUACUGUUUGUAAUAUCAUGUGAGUGAUUUUGAACCUAAGUUUUAGUUUAUCUAUUUGUAAUUAUGUUUUGAAUGCUAGCUUAAAAUUAGAAACCAGAAUGAAAUUAAUAAAGGUGUUUACCUG
This is a messenger RNA of Solanum stenotomum, 714 nucleotides long. Its product is annotated as receptor kinase-like protein Xa21. NCBI's taxonomy places the organism in Eukaryota, Viridiplantae, Streptophyta, Magnoliopsida, Solanales, Solanaceae. The transcript is spliced from 2 exons. Gene Ontology annotation, molecular function: protein kinase activity; ATP binding. Gene Ontology annotation, biological process: protein phosphorylation. The coding region runs from base 43 to 492 and encodes 149 amino acids. The record is from RefSeq and is a predicted model, not a curated record.